ACCAUAUGGUGGGACAUAACAAAUAUGGAGAAAGUCAGUGCAGAAUGAUCCUCCAUCUCUGUGUGGAUCAGCUCCUCCCCCAUGCGUGCAGAGCUUCAUUUGAUCAAAUCCUUCAAGUUGGACCACUUUUCUUUUUUCAACACUGCAUUUGAGCAACGCCACAACUUGCGCAGCACUUCCUCUUCCACAGCCGAGCGGCAGUUUUCUCCCCGAAAAGGCGAAGGGAAGAGUGAGGCAAAGAGCUUCUUGCAUCUUCAGCAUCCUUCUCUGCCUCCAGCGAUGGAGAGUGAGGUCAUAUUUUCCCCAAAGUGGCACAGUUCCUUCAGGCUUUUCGUUUUUAUGGUCUUCUGUUUCUUUCGUGUUGCCAAAGCAGAGAUAACAUGCAGGUCGUGCCAACCUGGAAAUAAAUGGCGUGCACAGGAAUUACUGCUGAAAUUCGACACAAGUGAGUACCCAACUGGAUUAAAGAGAGAAGUUUUUGAACACGGCGACGGGGCGGUGAGAUCCGCGGCUGCAGGUGCGGAAAGUCGGCUGCUCCGUUGCGCUGCUGGUUCCGCCGAAUGCGCUCCAGACAUUCGGGUGGAAUCCGCGGAGCAAACGCUGGCUCGGAGCACAGAGAACCAGGACGCGGGGGGGAGCAGCGGCGAGAGCAAGUUCGCAAAGGUGAAAGUUUCCAAUGUCGAAAUGAGUGGCGACCAGAAGACCAGACCCGGGGCCAGCCGCUACAGAAAGAACAGUGACAAUGACGACGAUGAUGACAAAAGCAGACCCGCCGGUAGAAAGCCGAGAGAAGACAGGCGCCCUGCGCCCGGGCGGCGUAGGGUGGCCCGCUCUGACUCGCGCUGGAGAGGCGCCGGUUCGAGGCAAGAGGAGCAGAAACUCAACAGUUCAACCUUCGCCUUGACCGGGGAUUCGUCUCACAACCAGGCCAUGGUGCACUGGUCCGGCCACAACAGCAGCGUGAUUUUGAUGCUGACCAAACUCUUUGACUUCAACCUCAACAGUGUGACUGAAAGUUCAUUAUGGAGGUCAACUGACUAUGGAGCAACGUACCAGAAGCUGAAUGACAAAGUGGGAUCGAAGACAAUACUCAGCUAUUUAUACGUGAGCCCCAACAACAAGAGAAAGAUCAUGCUGCUGACUGAUCCGGAGGUGGAGAGCAGCCUCCUAAUCAGCUCUGAUGAAGGGGCUACCUACCAGAAGUACCGGCUGAGCUUCUACAUCCUAAGCCUACUCUUCCACCCAGAGCAGGAGGACUGGAUUCUGGCCUAUAGCCACGACCAAAAGCUCUACAGCUCGGUGGAAUUUGGAAGAAGGUGGCAAGUGGUGCACGAGAGAGUUGCCCCCAACCGGUUCUACUGGUCCAAAAUGGGUUUGGAUAAGGAGCCAGGCUUAAUUCACUUGGAAGCAAGCGUUUCUGAAGGACAGGCGCUGUAUGUCACCUGCAAGCUGCAGAACUGCACGGAUGCCAACAAGGGCAAACCCUUCCCAGGCUACAUUGACCCCAAUUCUCUGGUUGUGCAAGAUGAGUAUGUGUUUGUCCAGGUGUCAACGGCCGGGAGGCCGAUCUACUAUGUGUCUGCUAAGAGGGAUGUCUUUACCCCAAUGAAGCUGCCCAAGUACACCCUGCCCAAGGACCUGCAUGUGAUCAGUACGGAUGAAAACCGAGUGGUGGCAGCGGUUCAGGAGUGGAACCAGAAUGAAACAUACAACCUGUACGUGUCCGACACGUCUGGGGUGUACUAUACUCUGGCUUUGGAGUAUGUGGUCAGCAGCAUGGGUCCCGAGGGCAACGUCAUGGUUGACCUCUACGAGGUAGCAGGAAUAAAGGGGAUGUUCCUCGCCAACAAAAAGACGGAUAACCAAGUAAAGACGCACAUCACCUACAACAGAGGCAGAGACUGGAGUUUACUGCAGGCACCGAGCAAAGACCUGAGGGGCAACAGCAUUCACUGCGUGCUACCAUACUGCUCACUACAUCUCCAUCUCCACGUGUCGGCAAAUCCUUACACAUCUGGAAACAUAGCUAGCCGGGACACAGCACCGGGGCUCAUUGUAGCAUCAGGCUCCAUCGGCUCAGAGCUGACCAGCACCAACGUCAGUGUGUUCGUCGCCUCGGAUGCAGGAAACACAUGGAGACAGAUCUUUAACGAGGAGUAUGCAUUGCUGUAUCUCGACCAAGGAGGAGCCUUAGUCGCAAUAAGACACACUCCGCUUCCCAUCCGACACCUGUGGUUGAGCUUUGACGAAGGACGCCAGUGGAACAAGUACAGCUUCACCAACACACCUCUGUUUGUAGACGGGGUGCUGGGAGAGCCUGGGGAGGAGACUCUAAUCAUGACGAUAUUCGGCCAUGUAAGUCAUCGGUCAGAGUGGCAGCUGGUGAAAAUAGACUUCAGGUCCAUCUUCAAUAGGAGGUGUACGGAGGCGGACUAUCAGACGUGGCACCUACACAACCAGGGUGAGCCGUGUCUCAUGGGAGUGAAAAGAAUCUACCGAAAGCUGAAGCCUACGUCCAGGUGCGUUAUGGGAAAGACGUACUCUGUUUCGAUGACAUCGGGCCCCUGUGAUUGUACAGAGGCUGACUUUGAAUGUGAUUAUGGCUACGAGAGACGAACCAAUGGAAAGUGCACCCCUGCCUUUUGGUUCCAUCCAUCAACAAUGUCCAGGAGUUGCACCACAGGGAUGACAUUCCUGAACAGCACCGGCUACAGGAAGUUGGUCUCUAAUAACUGCACAGCUGGAGUCAGUGUGGAGUACAAAGCCAAGAGGCAGCAGUGUCCUAUCCAAGCCCCCAAAGGUCUCCACCUGGUCACCAGAGAGGGAACGCUGACAGCCACACUGGGCACCAACAUCACCUUUCUUGUCUUUUUGGAGGAGGGCGACGGAGCGAGGACAAGCAUCACGCUGGACUUUGGAGACGGCCAGGCUCUGACAUACUCCAACGUGAGCUCCAUCGAGGACGGAAUCAAACACAUCUACAAGGCUGUGGGAAUCUACCGGGUGACUGCCACCGGGGAGAACAGCCUCGGCUCAGAGGCUGUCACGCUCUACCUGCACGUAACAUGUCAGCUGGAGUACAUCCAUCUCUCGGCUCCCUUUGUGGCCGUGAGGAAUAAGGAAGUGAACCUGACUGCUGUCCUGUGGCCCAGCCAAGUGGGAACAGUCACCUACAUCUGGUGGAUUGGAAACACGGAGCAGCCAGUAAUCACCCUGGAGGGUAGCAUGGCGUGCACGUUCCCCCGGGAAGGCGUAAGUACAGUCACAGUGCAGGUGUCUGCAGGGAGUACUGUUCUGCAGGACCGAAAAAACAUCGCCAUCCAUGAAUAUUUCCGCUCUCAUCUGCUUGCCUUUUCACCAAACCUGGACGACCACAACCCUGAUAUUGCAGAAUGGAGGCUGGAUGUGAGCAGAGUCAUCAAGAACGCUCUGAUCCAGGCCACAGGAGUAAGAGAGAACCAGCUGCUGGUCACCCUCCUCCCAGGUCUCCCCACAGCAGCAGAGUUCUUUCUUCUCCCGGACAAGCAGCUAACUGAAGGAAAAGCAGAGAAGGGCUCUGCUCGUUUGGAUCAGCUCUCAGAGGUUCUGCUCAGCGCCUUAAAUCAAAACCUUGUCCAGUUCAUGUUGCGGCCGGGGGUGCAAGUCACCGUGUACGCAGCACACCUAUCAGCAGCGCCUCUAGUGGACACCGGCGAGAACCACAGUGGCUCUGCCAUGCUAAUGCUGUUAUCAGUGGCGGUCGUAGGUUUAGCUGUAUUUGUCAUCUACAAAUUCAAGAGGAAGAUCCCAGGCCUCAACGUCUAUGCGCAGAUGCAGAACGAAAAAGAACAAGAAAUGAUGAGUCCAGCUAAUCCAACAGAGGGCACAGCCAGCUCGCAGCGGGAGUUGGUGCAUUCUUUGGAGGAUCUGGACUCAGAGUUGAACUCCCGGCCCAUAGAAAUGGGGUCCGGUCAUGGGGUGAAUGACAGCUAAGCACAAAUGAGGUGUAUAAAACCUCAUGCACACGUGAAAUUCUCCACAGAACUCCCUACGUACGUCGUCUAAGCUCUGGACUGGAUUACCACUCCAGCUGCAUCUUUUUUAUCAUUUGGGACAUAAUGGUUUUGAGCUUUAUACCUGUGCAUGUUGGACCUUGCUGACACAUCCUGUGCUCUGUUCAACCCAGAAGAAACUGUAUACAGGUUUUGAUUUUCUUUCAACAUAUGUGCCAUAAUCCAUACAAUUUAGAUAUAUUUCAGGGGAAACACCAGCAUGAUAUAUAGAAGGUAAAAAAUAGAAUAACCACAUGGUUUUGCCUCAUAUUCAGAGAUCAGCAAUAGUGUAUUAUUUAUUCAUAUGAAUAUACUCAAGUAUGUUAUCAAAGUGAAUUAGACAUUUAUUUUGUAAAUCAUGAAUGUCUGUUAUAAAUUUGUGUACUUUAUUAACAAAUGUCAUACUAAACAGAAAAGCUGUUAUGAAAUGUGAAUAGGGUACUUCAAAGCUUUUUGUCCAUUGUUUCAUGGAAAGCUGAUUAAUGGCACAAUACACAUUUUCUACUGACGUUUCCUUUUUUUCAGGGUUUAAAUUAUUAACAGAAAUACUGUUUGGUUUUCUGUAUAAAUAUAACCUUUCAUGUUAAUAUAAAGCUUCUGGUACUAUUCGUAAUACAAACAAAUUUCUAAAAUGUUUUGUGCUUUAGAAUUAGUGACCACUCAAUGGCUAUGAUGCUACACUGCACCUUCAGGCUGCAAGUGAUCACCUACUAGUAUUAAACCAUUCAGGAAAUGGAGGGCGAAACAGGAGUAACGGGAGAAAAGAAUUCCUAAAUUAUCCGCAGCCCCCUCCCCCUCCUCCCUCCACCCUCCACCCCUCCCCCCCGAUCAAAGCCAACGCCCCUUCUGAAGGCAGAGUAGAAAUAGAGAGACGGAGGCGUAAAGAGCUUAUUGGGACCAAGACACAUUGAGAGCGUGCUAUUGGACGGAAUAAGAAGAAGUUCUUGAAUAUGUAAUGUGCCCAGCCAAGCUCAAGGCUUGGUGACACAUUCAGGCUAAUGUCCCGACCCGCUCUUGAGUAGCAGCCAUCUUCACCCUAGCUCAUUAAAUCCCAGUGUAGAAGCAGGAGAAGUAGAGCGCAGAUGCUACCAUGCUACACUGUCCAGCCCGUCGGUACUUUGUGCACUAAAUCUGACAGAAGUAACUGCCCGAUUAAUGCCUUUCAAACCGCUUUAGUUUUCCCUCUUUUUGCUCUAUAGAGAUGUGCCUAUAGAGAUGGUGUGGUUUUGUCAUCCGCGGAUGCGCUUUCCUACAAGUGUUCAGUUGUGGUUGUAGAGACUUUUCCCCAGGAGAGAAACCCACAACACAAUCAAUAGAGAAUGUAACUAGGGUCUUUACAGAGUACUAAUGUAGAGACACUUGCAGCACACACUGGCAGCUUUUCCUCCACUGAACACAAUGCCAAGGGAAGAGAAGUAUACAGCAAUUGAAUUUAGAUGGGAUGCAAGUGAAUUACCUCAUGAGAUGUAAGGGGAUAUCAGGGGAGGACAGACUUCCCAUUAAUGAAAUAAUAUCAAGGGUUGCAAGUUUAAAAAGAAAUCCAAUGAGGGUGUUCCCUGGUCGCUCCACAGUGGAAAUACUUCAAGAAACUCGUGGAAUGUUUACCUGUUCAAACCAGUGCAUCACGUAAAUCGUUGAGUGGAAUGUUGCUUAAUGUACAAGAUUGGACAAUCAACGGAGGAAAGUGGGCCAGGACCUCAGGAGCUUGAAGACUGUGUUCAUUUUGAAUAAAUUAGUUGACUAAACAAAUCAAUUUGGGUUCGAAUGAGUAGACCCGAGUAUAAUGAGUUUUUUAAUUCUGUAAAUCAGUCAUUAUUAUUAUUAUUUGUUCAUAUCAAGAAAAGAAGCAGGUGCUCUUAACGUCCGCCAUGUUUCUACAGUUGCAGAGCCAGAUGAGUAGGGGCCCACCCCCACUGCUGAAGAAAAGCGCUAUUGCUUGUCUGCCCAAUGUUUAUUGAUAGCGAUAGGUCGCAUUGAGCCAACUUCAGCGCCGCUCCUCCUUGGGUCCCCAGCAAUACACUAAGUGUGAAGGAGAUCAGAUGAAUGGUUCCCAAGAUGCACACUCACUGACACUUGUGGACAUAAAUUUUAGCACUUGAGGGGCGUCCGGCAUCGAAUUUAACAGCUGGAGGGAGACAUGUUGUUGCCUAAAACCUCAUACCCAAGGAACCCAAAAUGUCAUUUGCCAGACCGAUCAGGAGGUCUGUGAUGAUAAGAGCCCCCUCUGACCCUGCUUCUCACGGGGAAAGUACAGUUCACCUCCUGGUUAGUGGGAGCUGUGAUGUGACGGCACCUGAAAGCUGAAUGUAGAUGUGGACUAGCUUUGAUCUACUCUUUUUUUCCUCUUCCUCCCUCAGUCAUUCUCCCUAACUCCUUCCUCCUGCAGAAUUAGCAAGAUUAUUAUUUUUUUAGACAAAUAUUUAUAAAAUAUUAAAAAAAAGUUUUAUUACUGUACAGCUUUUGUAUAAGAACAGACGGUGUUGCAAUGUUUUUGUUUGAUCUCAACUGUGCUUUGUGUAAUUGUUUAAGGAAUUUCGAAUCAUAUUUAUUAAAUGGAAAGACGUCUGUUAA
Pungitius pungitius (ninespine stickleback) is the source of this 6602-nucleotide messenger RNA. Its product is annotated as VPS10 domain-containing receptor SorCS1. Gene Ontology annotation, cellular component: Golgi apparatus; membrane. The record is from RefSeq and is a predicted model, not a curated record. Lineage: Eukaryota; Metazoa; Chordata; Actinopteri; Perciformes; Gasterosteidae. Bases 82 to 3972 code for a protein of 1296 amino acids. Gene Ontology annotation, biological process: post-Golgi vesicle-mediated transport. Gene Ontology annotation, molecular function: protein binding. The transcript is spliced from 28 exons.